AUGAACACACAACAAACACCCGAAGCUCUUACCGCCGAUUCACAACAAGGAGGCAAUAACCAUGCCACGAGACUCGAGUCCCAGCCCCCCACCUCUGCCGCCAGUGCCUCCGAACUCGCCAGUUCAAAGAUAAGCCUGCGAGCCGCCCUUCGAAAUUUCGCCGACUUUCCUAUCAAGGGCAUCGACUUUAUCGACAUCCUCCCGCUGUUCGCAAACCACGCCCUGCACGAACAACUCAUUCGGACUCUUGAAUUACAAGUUCUCGAAUUCACAAAUGGUGUCAAGCCAGACGUUGUAGUGGGGCUCGAUGCAAGAGGCUUCUUGUUCGGCCCCAGCCUUGCCUUGCGUCUUGGUGCUGGCUUUGCUCCGGUCAGGAAGAGGGGUAAAUUGCCUGGCCCUACUGAGGAAGCAAGCUUUGAUAAGGAGUAUGGACAGGAUUUCUUUCAGAUUCAAACAGAUGCUAUAGAGAAGGGGCAGAAGGUUUUGGUAGUGGAUGACAUAAUUGCGACUGGUGGAUCUGCCGCAGCGGCUGCACAACUUGUUGAGAAAGCUGGUGGAGAUUUAAUGGGAUUCCUCUUCAUUCUCGAGAUCGACUUCCUGAAGGGCCGAGACAAGCUCAACGCUCCUGUUCAUACUCUGCUUAAGGACAAAUAG
Molecule: messenger RNA, 654 nt
Organism: Lachnellula hyalina
Lineage: Eukaryota; Fungi; Ascomycota; Leotiomycetes; Helotiales; Lachnaceae
Gene: APT1
Product: Adenine phosphoribosyltransferase
Exons: 2
Coding region: 1-654 (217 amino acids)
Biological process (GO): AMP salvage; adenine salvage
Cellular component (GO): cytoplasm
Molecular function (GO): adenine binding; adenine phosphoribosyltransferase activity; AMP binding
Source: RefSeq, a predicted model, not a curated record